CACAGGAAAUUUUUGUAGUAGGCUUAAAGCUUACUUACUUUUUUGUGCCAAGGGCCCAAGCCUAAAAGUCUGCAAAUUUUGCAAAAGGUUUAAAAAUUUCUUGGAGUUUGCAGAAUAAAUCUGCUUAUCCUUGACUAGGUCUGCGGAUACUGUAAAUGCUUACACUUAUCGCUUGAAAUAAGUACACUAAACAAAAACGGAACAACAGUGUUACAACACCAAGAGAUUUUAGUUCGCCGUGCUGUUUGUUGUCCUACAACAAACUAAUCCAAAUUUAUAUCGGGUCUGAUCUUUUGGUUGUAUCGUUUUUUUCCUGGACUUGGACACUUGAUCACCUGGUACUAAACUUUAACGGACGAAUUUCCAAGGAGUGCGCUUGAACGUGCUGUAUGCCAGCAUCAACCAUGCUAACUUCGAUGCAGCGAUCUCUACUCCGUCUACCACGCUUGCGCAGUGUGUUACAACCGAUCACUCCCAUUCGCUCGACAGUAUCGGAUGCCGCGCUGUUAUCGCAAAAGCUUCCACACGGACUUGUUGUUUCCAGGGACAAGGUGCUGGGAUAUUGGCUGCUGGGAUGCAGCGGAAUGGUUGUGGGAGCUGUGGUUCUCGGAGGAGUGACUAGAUUAACUGAGUCAGGUCUGAGUAUAACGGAAUGGCAACCGAUCCGAGGCGUUCGCCCGCCAUUAUCGCAAGCGGAAUGGGUUAGAGAAUUCGAGAAAUACCAAGAUUCUCCAGAAUUCAAAUACAAAAAUCAGUAUAUCUCGCUUAACGAGUUUAAAUGGAUUUGGUACAUGGAAUACGCUCAUCGGCUAUGGGGCCGUGCCAUCGGAGUGGCUAUUGCAGUUCCUGCUGCGUAUUUUUUGAUCCGGGGAUGGCUCAGUCCUGCAAUGAAGAAAAAAGUGUUAGCCUUCACUGCCCUACUCGGUUUUCAGGGAUUUCUUGGAUGGUAUAUGGUAAAAAGUGGUCUGGAGGAGAAAAAGAACCAGUACGAAAUUCCCCGAGUGAGCCAGUAUCGUCUGUGUGCGCACUUAGGCUCUGCGCUGGUGUUAUUUGCCGGGUUGUUUUGGGAGGGAUUAUCUCUCACGCUCCGGCCGCAACGUCAGCCAGUGGGGUUUCUUCGAGAUCUGCGGACCAUUCGCCAUUUCGCUCAUGGCACGGUUGGUUUGAUUUUUCUUACCGCGCUCUCGGGAGCGUUCGUCGCUGGUCUGGACGCGGGUUUGGUGUAUAAUUCCUGGCCGAAAAUGGCCGACCGGUGGAUACCCAGUGAUGUGCUGGCAAUGAAGCCGGCGUGGAGAAAUUUCUUCGAAAACCACAGUACGACACAAUUUCAACAUCGCCUGCUUGGAUAUUUAACGACCGCCUCGGUGGCCGGGUUGUGGCUGUAUUCGCGGAAGAAACUCCCGCACCGAGCUCAGUUGGCCGCUAAUUUAUUGCUGCUGAUGGUCGGUGUGCAAGUUAGUUUAGGAAUUGCUACAUUGCUUACUUACGUGCCGACACCGCUGGCAGCAUCUCAUCAAUCUGGAUCUCUUGCGCUGUUGUCGUUAGGAUUGUGGUUGAUGCAUGAGUUAAGACGGAUUCCGAAAAUUUGAAUGUUGAAAUUUUUUUAAGAGUUGAUUAAAUUGUUUUCUGUGGUUUGGAAAGGGAUUCUGGCAGCAACAGAUUUUCAUUAAAACCUAUUUACUUAACAACAUUGAUGUUAUUUGUUAGCGCGCCUUUUAUUGUUUUCCUUAUCGAUUGUCUUAUUAAAGGUGUCAA
This is a messenger RNA of Paramacrobiotus metropolitanus, 1755 nucleotides long. Its product is annotated as cytochrome c oxidase assembly protein COX15 homolog. The transcript has 5 exons. Gene Ontology annotation, molecular function: oxidoreductase activity, acting on NAD(P)H, heme protein as acceptor. The coding region runs from base 390 to 1589 and encodes 399 amino acids. The record is from RefSeq and is a predicted model, not a curated record. NCBI's taxonomy places the organism in Eukaryota, Metazoa, Tardigrada, Eutardigrada, Parachela, Macrobiotidae. Gene Ontology annotation, cellular component: mitochondrial inner membrane. Gene Ontology annotation, biological process: heme A biosynthetic process.